Messenger RNA from Pistacia vera, 2569 nucleotides. Its product is annotated as phospholipase D alpha 1-like. Bases 60 to 2501 code for a protein of 813 amino acids. The record is from RefSeq and is a predicted model, not a curated record. The transcript has 5 exons. Gene Ontology annotation, cellular component: plasma membrane. Gene Ontology annotation, biological process: phosphatidylcholine metabolic process; phospholipid catabolic process. Gene Ontology annotation, molecular function: calcium ion binding; D-type glycerophospholipase activity. Lineage: Eukaryota; Viridiplantae; Streptophyta; Magnoliopsida; Sapindales; Anacardiaceae.
GCAUUUCAUUUUCAUCUACUGCUUCAUAAUCCUCAAGAUCAUUACAAGACAGGACAAAAAUGGUUUCACCAACUUUGCUUCAUGGGACCAUAUUUGUGACAAUUUACGGGAUUGAUAAGUUACACACUGGAUGUGGAUUUCCUUUAGCUCAAAAGUGCGGGAGAAAGGUUAUAUAUCAAGUCAAGAAAAUAGUGUGCGGGCCUGAGGUUGUUGGUUCUCAAACGUAUGCAACCGUUGAUUUAGACAAGGCAAGGGUGGGGAGGACGAGAAUGCUUAAAACUCAUUCCUCAAAACCCCAAUGGAAUGAGUCAUUUCGCAUAUACUGUGCCCAUUUGACGUCAAAUGUUGUAUUUACAAUCAAAUAUGACAAUCCUGUUGGAGCAACACUAAUUGGAAGAGCUCAUUUACCAGCUCAGGAUCUUGUAAGAGGGGAUCUAGUGGACAGAUGGGUUCCUAUUGUAGAUGAAGAUUUUAAUCCUAUAGUAGGAGGUUCCAAAAUUCAUGUUACAUUGGAAUAUGUCAAUGUUGUUAAGCAGAAUUCCUGGUCUCGAGGAAUCGCAAGUCCUCAGUAUGGGGGAGUUCCUUCAACUUUCUUUCAUCAACGACAGGGUUGCAUGGUUACUUUGUAUCAAGAUGCUCAUGUGCAAGAAGAAUUUAGGCCUCCAAUCUUUCUAUCUGGAGGAAUUCAAUAUGAAUUUCACAGAUGUUGGGAGGACAUUUUCUAUGCAAUUAAUAACGCCAAACACUUGAUUUAUAUAACUGGGUGGUCUGUGUAUGUUGAAAUCACUCUGAUAAGGGACGGACAGGACAGACAUAAAGCCAAGCUCGGGGAUUUGCUGAAGAAAAAAGCCAAUGAAGGUGUGGCAGUUUUGAUGCUUGUGUGGGAUGACAGGUCUUCAGUUGGGGAUUUGAAGAAGGAUGGUUUGAUGGCAACUCAUGACCAAGAAACAGUAGAUUUUUUUCGCAACACAAAUGUAAAAUGUGUUUUGUGCCCUCGUGAUGCUGGUGGUAAAAGAAAGAAAAUUCAAGGGUAUGAAAUAUCUACCCUGUUUACUCACCAUCAAAAAACUUUAGUGGUCGACAGUGAAAUUCCUGGUGGACAAUCACAAAAGCGGAGGAUUGUGAGUUUUGUUGGCGGCAUCGAUCUUUGUGAAGGAAGGUUUGAUAUACAGAAACAUCCUCUUUUCAUGACUUUGGGAACUAAUUCAUUGCAUCAUGAGGAUUUCCACCAACCCAACUUUCCAGGUUCUUCUAUAAAGAAAGGCGGUCCAAGAGAGCCAUGGCAUGACAUUCAUUGCAAACUAGAAGGUCCUGUUGCAUGGGAUGUGUUGUUCAAUUUUGAGCAAAGGUGGAAAAAGCAAGCUGGCGGAAAGUUUAUAAUUCCUACGGAGAAGUUAGAAGAAUUCAUAAUCCAUCCAACUUCAAUCAAUCUGUCAUCAGAUCCCGAAUCAUGGAAUGUUCAAUUAUUUCGAUCUAUUGAUGGAGGUGCUGCUUAUGGUUUACCCAAUGAUGUUCAAGAAGCAUACAGAAUUGGUCUUGUUACGGGAAAAGAUCGCGUGAUUGAUAGAAGCAUUCAAGAUGCUUAUAUCAAUGCUAUCCGUCGAGCAAAGAACUUUAUAUACAUUGAAAAUCAAUAUUUCCUGGGAAGCUCUUACGGUUGGCUAUCAAAAGAUAUAAAAGUGGAGGAUAUUGCUGCUUUGCAUCUUAUACCGAAGGAGCUCUCAUUGAAGAUUGUUAGCAAGAUUGAAGCAGGGGAGAGAUUUGCUGUGUACAUUGUGAUUCCAAUGUGGCCAGAAGGAAUUCCUGAGAGUGGUUCUGUGCAAGCAAUAUUAGAUUGGCAAAGAAGGACAAUUGAAAUGAUGUAUUUUGAUAUUGCUGAAGCCCUUAAAAAGAAGGGACUUAAUACACAUCCCAGAGAGUAUUUAUCAUUCUUUUGCCUUGGAAAUCGUGAGAAAACAAUGUCGGGAGAAUAUUUACCCCCAGAGACACCAGAGCCAGGUAGUGAUUAUCAUAGAGCUCAACAGGCUAGGCGUUUCAUGAUCUAUGUUCAUGCAAAAAUGAUGAUAGUUGAUGAUGAAUACAUAAUCAUUGGAUCUGCCAACAUCAAUCAGAGGUCAAUGGACGGUGGAAGGGACACAGAGAUUGCAAUGGGAGCCUUUCAGCCUCUUCAUUUAACAACUUCUAUUGAACCAGCCAGGGGUCAAAUAUAUGGAUUCAGAAUGGCAUUAUGGUCCGAGCACACAGGAUAUCUGCCUAUGUCAUUCAACCAACCAGAAAGUUUGGGAUGUAUCCAAAUAGUGAACCAGACUGCCGACGAGCAUUGGAAAAUGUACACCAGCGAUACUGUUACUGAUCUUCCAGGUCAUCUACUCCCCUACCCCAUUGAAGUUACCAACGAUGGAGUUGUUAAAACUAUUCCAGGAUUUGAAGUGUUUCCUGACACCAAGGCUCAUGUGCUUGGCAACAAAUCAGAAUACCUUCCACCUAUCCUUACCACCUAGACCUGUAGAUAUGUUUAUCUUUAUUAUGCUAAAUAAUCUCACAAUAUGUAUUUGAUUUGUAUAUAUAA